Molecule: messenger RNA, 597 nt
Organism: Penicillium soppii
Lineage: Eukaryota; Fungi; Ascomycota; Eurotiomycetes; Eurotiales; Aspergillaceae
Product: NUDIX hydrolase
Exons: 1
Coding region: 1-597 (198 amino acids)
Biological process (GO): NAD+ catabolic process; NADP+ catabolic process
Cellular component (GO): cytosol
Molecular function (GO): NADH pyrophosphatase activity
Source: RefSeq, a predicted model, not a curated record
AUGACUUAUUAUGUUGCUCCUCACCUCAACUACUUCACUAUUCCCAUCGCGGAUUUCAUCGCUGCCCGGCCGGAAAUCGAUGGCUUUGCCAUUUGCGCAUACAUUUUCUCUCGUGCCCAUUCUACCCCGCGUAUCCUUCUUCUCCAACGAGCGUUGUCAGACUCCUCGCCCGGGUGUUGGGAAGGACCUGGAGGCGCAUGCGAGCCUGAAAAUGACAAGACUGUACUGGACUCCCUUGUACGUGAGACAUUUGAAGAAAGCGGCUUGCAUGUCUCUCGCGUUGUUGAUUUGGUAGCGGUUGAUUGCUGGGAGCAUCGUCGACGCAACGGAGACAAGAUCCGUCUUGCUAAAUACUCGUUUUUGGUUGAAGUAUGCGAGGGCAGCAAGGAAUUCGAAGGAAAACAAGAGCCAGUGCCAACAUCCGAGAUCCCCAUUCGACUCGAACCGACGGAGCACCAGGCGUUUGUCUGGGCAACGGAAGAUGACGUCCAGCUUUCUAUAGAGUCUACCAAUGGUCUAUACAAAUUUCCGUCGCCUCCAACUGGAAGCCAUGCAUUGAGCAUUCUAAGGGCUUUUCAACAGGUUGAAAGGCGAUAA